GGGAGGGCGCGGGGGGACCCGUCCCAGUCCCGGUCCCCGCCCGGGGCGGGAGGCGGCGGCGGCGGGCGGGGUGUGAGGGGAGGGCGGGGGGCGCCGGCCCCGCCGCCGCGGGGGAGACGCGGCUCCCGGCGCUGUGCGCCCGAGCUGCUGCUGCUGCUGGUUACGCCAGCCCCGCCGCCUGCCUCUCCGCUCUCCUCGCCUCUGAUUCUGCGCACAGCCAGCCCCAAAGCCUGUCAUUCUGCAAAACACAGUUUACUCAACAGAGAGAGCGAGUGGGGGAGCGGGAGAGGUGGAAAGAGGGAGACGGCGCGGAGGAGCCCGGUCCCGCACCCCAGCAUGGCUUCGGGGGACCUUUACGAGGUAGAGAGGAUUGUAGACAAAAGGAAGAACAAGAAGGGCAAAUGGGAAUAUCUCAUUAGGUGGAAAGGCUACGGGAGCAAUGAAGACACCUGGGAACCUGAACAUCACCUACUCCAUUGUGAGGAAUUUAUUGAUGAGUUCAACAGACUACACGUUACCAGAGAGAAGCGAUCCAGGCACGGGAAACAGGCCAGCGCACCAAAAUUACUACGGGAAAGCCGAGGGUCGUCUGUUGAGAAAAUAUCACAUAGACCUUCUGAAUCUGGGAAGUCUAAAGGAUCAACACACAAAAGGAAGAGAAUUAAUCCAUCUCAUCAAAAACAGAAACGAGGAUAUGCAGCAAAGCCAGGAUCUGCAAAUGACAGGGCUGCUAAAACUGUGACUUACCGAACUACUCCCAGCGGUUUACAGAUUAUGCCACUGAAAAAGCCACAUAAUGGCCUGCAGAAUGGAGAUGGCAGCCAUGAGAAAGAUUCUAGACAUUUUGGGAAUGGCUCACAGCAGCAAAAUGUGGAUUUAAAUGAUCACGAAGGAGAACAAAACUUGCCCAGCGUGUUGGAAGUCAGUAACAAUUCCCCUGUUGUGAAUGGAAUUGGUUCUUCUCUGGCCAAUGGAACCUUGAAUCUACACAGCACUGUGAAAAGGAAACUUGAUGGAGAGAAAGAUUACGUCUUUGAUAAGAGACUGAGAUACAGCGUGAGACAAAAUGAAAGUAACUGUCGCUUCAGGGACAUCGUAGUCCGGAAAGAAGAUGGUUUCACACAUAUUCUGCUGUCAAGUCAGACUUCAGAGAACAAUGCACUGACCCCAGAGAUCAUGAAGGAAGUUCGGAGAGCAUUGUGCAAUGCAUCAGCUGAUGACAGUAAACUCUUACUUCUCAGCGCAGUGGGAAGUGUAUUCUGUAGUGGCCUAGAUUACUCAUAUUUAAUUGGCAGGUUAUCCAAUGACAGAAGAAAGGAAAGCACUAGGAUUGCAGAAGCUAUAAGGGAUUUUGUAAAAGCUUUUAUUCAAUUUAAGAAGCCAAUUGUGGUUGCUAUCAACGGUCCUGCUCUGGGGUUAGGAGCUUCUAUUUUACCACUCUGUGAUAUCGUUUGGGCAAGUGAGAAGGCUUGGUUUCAGACACCAUAUGCAACAAUCCGACUCACUCCAGCUGGCUGCUCAUCAUACACAUUCCCACAAAUUCUGGGUGUUGCACUGGCAAAUGAAAUGUUGUUCUGUGGGAGAAAGCUGACAGCACAGGAAGCCUGCAGCAGAGGACUGGUGUCACAAGUAUUUUGGCCAACAACAUUUAGCCAAGAAGUGAUGCUACGAGUGAAAGAAAUGGCAUCCUGCAGUGCAGUGGUAUUGGAAGAAUCCAAAUGUCUCGUGCGGAGCUUCCUGAAAUCCGGACUUGAAGAGGUGAACGAGAAGGAGUGUCAGAUGUUAAAACAGCUGUGGAGUUCUUCCAAAGGACUGGAUUCAUUAUUCAGCUACUUGCAAGACAAAAUUUAUGAAGUCUGAUAUCUUGGCCUAACUUAAAGAGAAAUUGCUCCAGUUGUGACCAGAGUCAGACAUGACCAUGUUUGAGAAGCAGAGGCAAUGCAUCAGUGAGGAAUUUGUGACAGUGAUCCCAAUGCCCGUAGCUGUGUGAGCUACACAGCUGCUUGUAGCCGGUUUGAUUUUGUGUAACCAAGACGUGGGCAGGUGUUCAGUGCACGUAACCUGUGCAGAGGCUGCAUCUUUCACAUUGCUCAUCCACAUCCAACUCUACAUUCCAUGUGCUGAGAAGCACCACUGAGGCCCAGCAAGGCACACCCACCUGUAAGGGUUUCUUUUGUCUGUCCUUCUUAACUUAUUCUUGCUGUUGCAGCACAUCUGGGCUGACACAGAGGGCUCAGUCUAAAAUCCGGGUCAGCGCGACCUAUGGUAGACCCAAAAACCAUACGUUAGAAAUAUGUUAAUUAUUUUUUU
Vidua chalybeata is the source of this 2310-nucleotide messenger RNA. RefSeq names its product chromodomain Y like 2 (gene CDYL2). The transcript is spliced from 7 exons. Gene Ontology annotation, molecular function: transcription corepressor activity. Gene Ontology annotation, cellular component: nucleus. Lineage: Eukaryota; Metazoa; Chordata; Aves; Passeriformes; Viduidae. Bases 337 to 1860 code for a protein of 507 amino acids. The record is from RefSeq and is a predicted model, not a curated record.